Camelus dromedarius (Arabian camel) is the source of this 7202-nucleotide messenger RNA. It is a transcript of the gene FBXL20, whose product is annotated as F-box and leucine rich repeat protein 20. Bases 239 to 1549 code for a protein of 436 amino acids. Gene Ontology annotation, molecular function: protein binding. The record is from RefSeq and is a predicted model, not a curated record. The transcript has 15 exons. Gene Ontology annotation, cellular component: cytoplasm. Lineage: Eukaryota; Metazoa; Chordata; Mammalia; Artiodactyla; Camelidae.
UUUUUGUUUUGGGUUGAAGUUGAGGCUGAGGAGAGAGAAGAUCUAGCGACGAGCAGUCGUCGCCGCCGUCGCGGGAGGCGGAGGAGGCCCCGCCGGAGUCGUGAGGUCUCCCUUCCCCGCCGACGGCCCUUGCCCGCUGCUCCUCGGCCUCCUCCCGGUGCCGGAACUCCCGGGCCUGUCCGGGGCUCCCAGUCUUUGCAAGCCGUAGCGCCCGGCCCCGGCCGCACCCGCCGGCCCCAUGAGGAGGGACGUGAACGGAGUGACCAAGAGCAGGUUUGAGAUGUUCUCAAAUAGCGAUGAAGCUGUGAUCAAUAAAAAACUUCCCAAAGAACUCCUAUUACGGAUAUUUUCUUUUCUGGAUGUUGUUACCUUGUGUCGCUGUGCUCAGGUCUCCAGGGCCUGGAAUGUUCUGGCGCUGGAUGGCAGUAACUGGCAGCGAAUUGACUUGUUUGAUUUCCAGAGGGAUAUUGAGGGCCGCGUAGUGGAGAAUAUUUCAAAAAGAUGUGGGGGCUUUUUACGAAAGUUAAGUCUUCGGGGGUGUCUUGGAGUAGGAGACAAUGCAUUAAGGACCUUUGCACAAAACUGUAGGAACAUUGAAGUACUAAAUCUGAAUGGGUGUACAAAGACUACAGAUGCUACUUGUACUAGCCUUAGCAAGUUCUGUUCCAAGCUCAGGCACCUUGACUUGGCUUCCUGUACAUCGAUAACAAACAUGUCUCUAAAAGCUCUGAGUGAGGGAUGUCCACUGUUGGAGCAAUUAAACAUUUCCUGGUGUGACCAAGUAACCAAGGAUGGUAUCCAAGCACUAGUGAGAGGCUGUGGAGGUCUGAAAGCCUUAUUCUUAAAAGGCUGCACACAGCUAGAAGAUGAAGCUCUCAAGUACAUAGGUGCACACUGUCCUGAACUGGUGACUUUGAACUUGCAGACUUGCUUACAAAUCACAGAUGAAGGUCUCAUUACUAUAUGCAGAGGGUGCCAUAAGUUACAGUCCCUCUGUGCCUCUGGCUGCUCCAACAUCACAGAUGCCAUCCUGAAUGCUUUAGGUCAGAACUGCCCUCGGCUUAGAAUAUUAGAAGUGGCAAGGUGUUCUCAAUUAACAGAUGUAGGCUUUACCACUCUGGCCAGGAACUGCCAUGAGCUUGAAAAGAUGGACCUGGAAGAGUGUGUUCAGAUAACAGAUAGCACAUUAAUCCAACUUUCUAUACACUGUCCUCGACUUCAAGUAUUGAGUCUGUCUCACUGUGAGCUGAUCACAGACGAUGGAAUUCGUCACCUGGGGAACGGGGCCUGCGCCCAUGACCAGCUGGAGGUGAUUGAACUGGACAACUGCCCGCUAAUCACAGAUGCAUCCCUGGAGCACUUGAAGAGCUGUCACAGCCUUGAGCGGAUAGAACUCUAUGACUGCCAGCAAAUCACACGGGCUGGAAUCAAGAGACUCAGGACCCAUUUACCCAAUAUUAAAGUCCACGCCUACUUCGCACCUGUCACUCCACCCCCAUCAGUAGGGGGCAGCAGACAGCGCUUCUGCAGAUGCUGCAUCAUCCUAUGACAAUGGAGGUGGUCAGCCUUGGUGAACUGAGUAUUUAAUGACACUUCUAGAGUUACCGUGGAUCUCCAUUGGAAGCGACCCCAGUGUUCCGGGCAAAGGUUAUAAAGUGAGGGCAGCAUCCAGAUCCCCAGAGCCACACAUACAUACGCAUACCCACCCUCACCCCCACCCCCUCUAGCUCUGUGACCCGGGGACUGAGUUCGUGCUGGCUUUGUCACGUGGAUUGGUAAAACUUAACCAUUCCUGUUGGAUGUGCCCAGAAGAAAAUCAUAAGCAAGGUAGAGGGAAGGGGGCAUUCCAGCAAACCCAGUGUUACUGCUACUGUGGUUUAUUUUGUUAAGGGGUUUCUUCGGCAAUUUUGGAACAGCAGCUGUAGUCCUCCAAGGUCAAGGAAAGCAUAGAAAACAAUACAUGUUAUAUCCAGGGACCAGAAAGAAAAUUUAUUUGCAUCCUGUAAAUGGUAGCCAUCCAGUGUGAGAUGACUACAGAGCUUCUGUGCUUCCUUGUUUCCAUGCCAACAUGCUGAGCAUGCUCACAAAGAAGGCUUGUUCAUUCCUCCUCUUGUGUUUUAGUAUUUGGCCCAGAGGUUUCCUAAAUGAUUGCAUUGAAAUCACUGUGGUCCAGAUGUGAUUACUUAUUCACUCAAAUUGUCACUCUCUGUAGCACACCUGUGUACCUGUCUUUCAUUCUCUGUUGCUCCCUCCUGCACUCUUGCUCAAACUGUCACCUGUUUGUAGUCUGCUUACUCACAGUUGUUACUCUUUUGCUGUUACUGUGUGUACAGUUAGCAUUUUGGAUGAUUAGUUGGGGUUACCAGACAUUUUUAAAAGAGACAUUAUCAAUAAAUAUUUUUUUAAUUCUAAAUUUUACCAUUAGGGGCCCCUGCCUGAAUCUUUGCCAGUCUGAAGGGAAACUGUAACAAAAUCAAGAAAAGUUAAGAGAAGAAAUUGAGCUAAAACUAUUUUGAUGAAAACAAACUUUGCAUUUUGGUUUGUUAUAUCUUGUGAUAUAUAAUACGCAUGAUAUGCCCAGUAUUUGCACAUUUUUUCCUUCACUCUAACUUAAUAAAGAGAGAGAAAUAACAUUAUUAGUAAAGAAUCCCAAAACCAAACCUGAAAGUCACUGCCACCCAGGCUCAGACAUGUAUGUUCACUGAAAUCUAGGUGUGAUCAGUGGCAUCUCAGGUUGGUGUCUGUGAGGUUUGUUGCGCUUUAGCAGGAAUGCUGCUAGAGGAGUUGUGCAGUCGAGUCAGGCAGUUUCUUUCCUCCCUCCCCCCAUUUCAGCCUCUCAGAGAUGGAUGAAUGAUCCUGUAGCAGCUGAUCAACUGUUCAUCAGUGUUGAUAGUAUCAUAUCUAAUGUUGGAGCUUCAGAGAACCAGAAUCUUUUCAGAAACUGUCAACCAUAUCUCUUUUGUGCUCCAGACUUCCUGUGAAUGAAAUACAAGAGUAGCCAGGUGAAGGCAUUGGAUCAGCAGCAGGUGAACAUUGAGAGGAAGUAGAGGGUUCAGUGUCUCUGCCCAGCCUGGUUACCAGAGCAGAGGUCAGGGUAUUCGGUGCUCAUGACUCAGAGUCAAAGAAGCUCUACCUGUACCCCUCCCCACCAAAAAAAUCAUGGAGGAUGAGGGAAAUAAAAUGAAUUUCUGAAGUAUAAGAAGUAGAUUUCUAAAACCCAAGGUUAGAAACCUUGUGUAAUUUCCAAUACGGUGACUUUUUGGUGUUUUGGGGGGGGAUUUUUCUGAGGGGGUGGUUGUUUAGGGCAUUAAAUGUGCAGUCCCCUAUGAUUUUAGGUCAUCUUUCACAUGAUCCAGGCUGUUAUAAAAUACUUGCUUUAAUGCUGUAGGUGCUGGUUCUACCAGCAUAUGUAGGAAUAAAGUGUGAUUUAUUUUUCCACAAACAAUCAGUUGAAAAAGUCCUAGAAAUCUGUACUACCCACUAUUAUUUAGCAUGUUAAUUUUAUUUUAAAUCUUGUUUUAUUAUUAUGCCCUUUUAAAAGUUCAAACUGCUUGUAUUUCUCAUUUCCCUUCUCUUAUCCUCUUCUCAAAUUACCAGGUGAGGAAUAUACUUCUUAAAGUGAGACCUACUCUCCUGGCUGUACCCCACAUAUACAGAUAUAACAUAAGUAUUUUUUAAGAUAGUGCCUGAACAAGUUAAUCAGAGAUUCCUGAUUUAUUAGUGAGUGUGGAUUUGAAUUUCCCAAUAGUUGAGACUAUUGAGGUACUUAUUUACUUAAAGAGUUUAAAAGACCCUAUUCACCAGUACAUGAAUGUCUUGGAAAUGCUGUUUCUCUUCUCAAAGAGUAUACCCACUCCAUGUGGACUUGUCCAGACAAUCUCUGCCUGUCUGGGCAAGAACAGAGUCCAGUGAGGGAAUAAGGGCCCUGGAGUGCACAGCACUGGCAUGUGUGUGGUCAGGCAGGAGCUUUGUUCCUUUCUCAAGAAAACUUCAGGCCCAUCAAGCUUGGAAGAACAUAUACUUUUUAUGCUAAUCUGAAACCCACAUCAGCUGAUGAAAUGUACUAGGACUUUGAGGACCCAGAAUAUGGUAAGUUUUGGUCAGGUACAAAGGGCCAGCUGAACAUAAAAUGUUUCCUUCUCAGUGUCAGGGAUGCUCUUGAAAAUCCAAUAAGUCUUCAAAGAUGUAGGAAAAACUCUUCCUUAGGAAGAACUUAUUGGUCCAUUUGACUGCAGAGCCACAUCACAAUAUACUUUCAGUAAUGAAAAAAUACAGUGAAUGGAGAGAAGAGGUUUGGGGUUAGUGAAAAGGUUUCCUCAAAGUUACUGUACAUCCAGAUCGUCUCUUUUCUAAGCAGCCUUUUCCCCUUACAUUUUUCAGCAUCAUCAGUAUGUUUGUUUGCUUGGGGCAGGGUUGGUUUUUGUGGUGAAGGAACAUGCAGCAUUUAUUAUAAGGCACCUUACAAGGAGUCUGGGGCAACUAGUGCUGAACAUGCCCAAACUCCCAUCAGUAUCUUUUUAUAUCUUCUUCACUGACCCCAUCAAGAUGAUUCCAGUUUUGUUUUUGUUUUUGUUUUUUGCAUUGACUUCUCCCAUUUCCUUUCUAUACCCAUCCUUGCCCUCUGUUUAAAGCUUCCAUGUCUCAGUGAUGCUGCUGAUUUUAUUCUCUCUCUUUUUUUUUUAAUGACGGUACUGGGGAUUAAACCAGUAUCUCAUGCAUGCUACGCACACACUCCACCACUGAGCUGCACCCUCCCCCCAUAACCCCCCUGACUAUUCUCGUGUCUCCAUUCUGGCUUCCUUUUUGGACCCUUGUCCUGAUCUAGGCACACUAUCCUGGGCAGCCUUGAAUUCAGUAGCUGUUAUGUGGCUCAGGCUGUUUUUCACUGGGUGAUCACUGAUACUUGCUUAAUGAAUUUGAAAUCAAAUUGUUAAAUAUGAGGAGUAAGAAUAUCUGGCUUCAUCCUUUUUUCCAAUAUUUGGAAUAUGAAAGCACAUUACAUUGUGCUUUAUGUAAAAAAAUGUUUUCUCUUGCUGUUCUGUUCUUUAGUGGUUGUAAAAGUAGUUCUUGAAUGGUUUUUUACAAAUUUCCACAUCCAUUAAGUUGAUUUAGCAGACAUGUAAGUCAAAUUUUUCUUAUUCCUUCUAUCACAUAUUUUAGAGGAAAACCUGGUAAAUACUUUUAUGAUGCUUUAUUUUGGGGCUUUCCAAACUGAACAGUUCUAUAUAGCUAUAAGUGGUAUAGCAGUCAAGUUCUUUUUUCUCUUCUAAUUGCCUUGUUAAAUGCAUUGCUAUUGGUUUGAUAACCCACGAAUGCCACGGGGGAGCUAAACAAAGUGUGAGAUGGAGCUUGUCUUGGUUUGAAGUUGUUAGGAAGUGUGAGUCUGUCUCUGGGAAGAAGAGGUGGUUUCCUGUCUGCAGGCAGCAUAUCCUUGGGUGACUGCUGUUUAGAGGGAAGGAACACUUGCAGAUUGUGGUUGACCCUGGGCCAUUUAAUGUUGAUUGUGCUGAAAGUCAGACUGCUCAUGACAGUUGCCACCAGUGAGAGAGGAGGGAUUUUAAAGGAAAUUGGUCUGCUCUGCCAUUUUCCUCCUGUGUGCAUGAUUUAAGGUUAGGUUUCUAUCCCCGUCGUGCAUCCUGGCUGACAGGCUCUUUCAGUGGUAUGCUUUGAGUUUCCAGAAAAUUUUAUAAAAAGAUUCCCUUCUCUGUCAGCCCACCAGCUCUAGGAUCUUUAACCACCUCAAACCCAGGCAGUGUGAAUUAGUUGAGAGUUGUUUGAGAAGAUGUAUAGAAUAGGUCAUGAGGCAGAACCCUCCCCUUACAGUUGUCUUGGACCAAAGAAUCCUAAAGCAGUAGGAGGAGGAUGGGAAUUAAGAGUCUCAGCCUCUCCUCCUCUUUAUUUCUGUCAUAAAAUGUAAUUAUAAGAUUGGAAGAUACAGAGAGCUGUAUAAGACCAUGUCGAUAGGGUAUAAUUAACCUAGGUAAUUUGGGAAUAAAAUUUGGCUUGUAUUUGCUCUAUCCAGAUGCCCUCACUUAACAUCUUGGCUCUCCAGCAAAGAACAUGCUGCUCUAACCUUGCCCUCUCACUUGAGACAAAGUUCCUACCUUCCAGAAACUACCAUAAGGCAAGUGAGUUUUCUCCAUGAAGGGCUUCUGCAGCUCCCCACUCCAAGGCAAGUCUGUUCUGUCCAUUUUUAUUCUUAGGAACAUCAGUUCUGCAUCUCUGAAGCCUUUGAUCCUUAGGGAAGUCCAUAAGAACCUCUCAGCUGAGUCUGAGUGAAUCUUGGGAGCCCAAGGGGAUUACAUUUAAUUUUCGGCAGGAAAAAAAAUUGUUGGACAAGCUCACAUGUGGGAUAUUAAGAGAAAUUCCAUAAUGCACUUCUUCCAUCUCUGCCUCGUGUUUCCUGCUUAAGCUCUUGGUAGAGGUUGGUUUGCAGGUGUUGAGACUCUGCUUCUUCAGCCAGGGUAGUUCAUUGCCCUUUUAGGAAAAAGAACCAUGAGCAACCAAAACUGUAUCAAUUGGCCCUUUUUAUUUUCCACGUUUUUCAAGUGUCUUGUUUGGAAGAAUCAGGGUGGGAAAAUGCUAGAUGAGAUUCAAAGUAAAGGAGAGACUCAGUUCUGGAACUGGGCUGCUUUGCUUCAGGUACAGGCAUCUGUCCUGAAUAUGUAGAAACAGCUGCCUCACAUGUGAAUAGAUUUACUUUCCUCUCCAUCUAAUGAACUCCAUGCCCUUCUUAUUGGCAAGGAGGGCUUCUGUUUUCCACGCACCUAACCACACACCCAACCGGUGUCAUCCAGAUGGGGAUUGGCACCACUGAAAAUACCACCAGUGCUUUCCAGUGACUUCUAGGUGUGGUUUUCACCGGGGCAAGAGCAGGUAGGCAGUAAGUGAGAAUUCCCACCUGAAGAAGAGAUGGGAGAAGAGCAGUGUCCAGACACAUACCUAUUCUGUUUUGCCAUACCCCAAGAGCCCAGGGGAAUCUUUGAAGUGACUUUUUAAAAUCAAAGUAGAAGAAAACUUUUCCCCACUAAGUUUUGGCUUGUUGUUGUCUCCUAUACUUCUGAUUCUUAUUAAUUCAGAUCUGUACCACACUGCUGCUCAUACACAUGUAUGUGUUUCUUACCUUAGCCUAACCCUUCUCAGCCCCUAAAGUCAUUAUUCUGUUUUGUUUUUUCUUUCUUUCUUUUUUUUUUUUUUUUUAA